AUGACUACUGUCAGCUCCGAUCUACGCUGCCGUCAAGAGCUGUGGGCGUGGACGAGCGUUCAAAAAAAAAGCCCGAAACCCGUUCUGAAUGUUGCCACGGUUCGAAGCCGACCUGCGUUCUCGCCCAGACCGCGGCUUGCGGUUGCCGCUGUCUUUUCACACACGUUUAAGCCGCGAGUAAUCACGUAUCUCGUACCCGUCGGCGCACACGAGACGCCGGGCGUGCUUUUAUCGGCCACCGUCACGCCUAAAACUCGAAAACGGAGCGCGCAUAUAGAAACGCUUAUCUGGCGCCGUUUCGCUCUCCAAAGGGAAAAGAGAAAAGGACAAAAAGCACUCGCCCCGAUCGCGAUAAGGCCACAACUGUCGCACGCGAGUGCCGCGGAACAACACUCGACGUUCCUU
Iphiclides podalirius (scarce swallowtail) is the source of this 405-nucleotide messenger RNA. Lineage: Eukaryota; Metazoa; Arthropoda; Insecta; Lepidoptera; Papilionidae. The record is from the annotation of a GenBank genome assembly.